This is a messenger RNA of Meloidogyne enterolobii, 534 nucleotides long. The record is from the annotation of a GenBank genome assembly. NCBI's taxonomy places the organism in Eukaryota, Metazoa, Nematoda, Chromadorea, Rhabditida, Meloidogynidae.
AUGUCCAAAUUCAAUCCGUCAAAUUUCGAUUGGACUGAAGAACGUAAUUGCUCCUGUGAGCUCCCAUUAAUCUGUAUUCGCCCUGUUAAGUUUAGGAAUCCCAUUUUGUGUAUUAAUUCAGCAAUUGACGUGAACAACUUUGAAAUUUUUUUGAAAAAGUCUCCAAAUGAACAACAAAUUUAUUCUAACUCCCCACUAAAUAAUUUUGAUAAUUGCUCUACAGAGCAACCACUUUUAAAUACAACCACCACCACUCCUCUAACUUUUACUCAAGAUAAUGAGUAUAAUUCAACAAUCACCACUCCUCAAUCUUAUACUCAGCAUAAUUUUAGUUUUUUGAUGGUUUAUACUUUGCUUGGUCUUAUUCUUGCUUUACAGUUAUUUUACUGGAUUAAUAUUAUUCUGCGUAAAAUACGCAGACGUCGUGAAUGUAAAUUAAUUCGCAAAGGAGCGACUCAAUUUCAGGAGAAAACUCGACCUAAUACUCCAAUUGCUCAUCGCAGAGGUAGUUUUUGGUUUUUUAAGAGUAAGUAA